This is a messenger RNA of Humulus lupulus (European hop), 2230 nucleotides long. Its product is annotated as ankyrin repeat-containing protein At5g02620-like. Gene Ontology annotation, cellular component: plasma membrane. The record is from RefSeq and is a predicted model, not a curated record. Lineage: Eukaryota; Viridiplantae; Streptophyta; Magnoliopsida; Rosales; Cannabaceae. Gene Ontology annotation, molecular function: protein phosphatase 1 binding; protein phosphatase regulator activity. Bases 115 to 1935 code for a protein of 606 amino acids. The transcript is spliced from 3 exons.
UGAUAUAUGUAGCUUCACCAAUCUCUGAUCUCUCUCUCUCAAAACUUGAACUUGAGAGUUCUCAUCUUCUUCUCACUCACCUAACUUCUUUUCCUUUCAAGAAAGUGAUUAUAUAUGGAUCCGACUCUAUUUGAGGCUGCCAAGAAUGGGCUUAGCGAUUCUUCUCGGAGCACUUUCGAAAAAGUGGAUCCAAAGGCUCAAGUGACCAUCCGAAAAGACACUAUUAUGCAUGUAGCGGUCAAACAUGGAAACAAAGAAUCAACACAGCAAAUCCUAGACUUAUAUCCAUGGCUCCUCCAUGAGACCAACCUCAGCGGCGACACUCCGCUCCACAUCGCGGCAAGGUUAGGGCAUUCUGACUUGGUGAAGCUAAUUACUAGCUCUCUUAAAAACGACCAACGAGGAGGAUCAGCUGAAGCAGGAACAUUUCCACUCCGAGCUUUGAAUGAGAAGAAAGAUACAGCGUUGCACAACGCAGUGAAAUAUGGACACUCUGAUGUGGUCAAUUCACUAAUCAAGGAAGAUCCAGGCUUGGUUUAUAUCAGCAAUGAUUCGGGGGAAUCACCUCUGUUCAUAGCUGUGGAUAAAGGAUUUCACAAAAUUGCUGUCUCCAUCUUAGGUUCCAUCUCUGAUUGGUCUGGUAGUUGCGGAUCGGGGAGGGAUAACAUGACUGUGAUGCAUGCAGCAGCUGACUAUCAAGUGGUUGUGACCAAACUAUUACAGAAAUGUAAUGCUGAAAUCUUAGAAGAAAAGGACAAACGUGGAAGGACAGCUCUUCACUACGCUGCAUACGUCGGAAAUAGCAAAGUUGUGGAGCUAUUUUUGAAGCAUAACAGAUCCAUUGCUUACAUUAAGGACGACAAAGGCAUGUCAGCAAUGCACAUUGCUGCAAUGAAAGGGCAUAUUCAUGUGAUAAACGAACUGGUUAAGCAUUGCCCAGAUGUUUGUGAGUUAUUGGACAAUAACAACCAAACACCUUUACAUGUGGCCGUUCGAAGCGGAAGAGAAGACACAGUAAGGAAUUUUCUGCAUAGAAGUGAUCACUUUGAUGGUAUUAUGCCUAAUGAGCAAGACAACCAAGGAAAUACGCCAUUGCAUGUAGCUGCUCUUAAUGGGCACCUUGGUAUUCUAAUUAUGCUAGCAAAAGACCCCAGAGUUGAAAAAAGAGCUAGCAAUCACAAGGGGAAGACUGUUAUUGAGAUUAUUCAAUCAAGUACGCAGCUGCCUAUUAUUAACAAGCGUUUCUCGAUAGGCUGUUUAGCAAUAUUAGGAGAAGAAGAGAGGUUGGAAAAAAGAUUUGACAGUGAAAUUACAAGGACAAGCUUACCAAAUGAAGAUCUGAAACCACAAUCACCGAUCAACUUAUUAGAUGGUACUCAGAGUAGUGAUGAAGAAGAACAUGAAAAACAUAGGAAAGAAGAUGGUAACAACAACAGCAGCAAUAAGUCUUGGGAUAAGAACCUAGUCGAAGUCAACUUAUUAGUGGCCACAAUCAUAGCCAGCAUCACAUUUGCCGCAGCUGUUUCAAUGCCUGGGGGCUACGGCAACCCAGAUGGCAUGCCAAUCUUACGAAAAAAACUCGAUUUCAAAAUCUUUUUGGCACUUGAUUCUGUGGCUUUUGGCUUGGCAGCUGCCUCUAUGAUUAUCCACUUUCUGUUUGUGUCCUUUUCAAAACUGUUGGGGAGAACUUUAUCCUAUCCUUUUUGGACAAUAAUGCUAUUGACAUACUUUUCCAUCGCAUUUACAGUGUUUGCAUUCGUUGAAGCCUUUCAAGCCUCCCUGAAACAAACAUCUGGGUCUCUUCCAGCAAUCUGCGCUCUACUCUCUUUCACUAUCCCAUUCAUUAUUUAUGCCAUUCCUGUUUUUGUUCAAUAUAACCGCCACAUAAUAAUGUACAUCAAGGCCUUAUUAACAAGAGCAUCAAGGCCUCAGUAACAAGAGCGAUCAAUUAUAUGUAUUCAGGGCCGGACGUGAGUAGUAGGAGAACUUAUAUAAAAUUUUAAAGUCAGUAAAAUAAAUGACAUUUUAAAAAAAUUUAGAGCCCAUUGUGUGGGCCCUAGGCACAGGGUUGGUCCUUGUGCAGGGUCGGGCCUGUAUGUAGUUAAAAGAAAAAUAUAUAUGUAUUUCCCUUUCUUUUCUUUUCUUUUUUUCUUAAUUUUUUAUUGUCUCUUUUGGUAAUUAAACCAACACAAUGAACCAGAUCCUACAAUCACAUAAGAACGGAAAAACA